ACAGGCGCUGGGAGUCCCCUCGCAGAGCUCUGUCCUGCGUCAAGCUCUCGUCAAUACUGCGAAGUGUGCCGUGGUCCCCUCGAUUGACACAUAGAAACCGCUUCAGCAUGCAGCUGUGUCCCAAGGAACUUGACAAGCUUGUCAUCUCGCAGCUUGGCCUGCUCGCACAACGUCGGCUCGCUCGCGGCGUGAAACUGAACCAUUCCGAAGCAACCGCGCUGAUCGCGAACAACCUCCAAGAACUCAUCCGCGAUGGGAACCACACGGUCGCGGAUCUCAUGUCCAUUGGCAAGACCAUGCUUGGUCGUCGCCACGUCGUUCCCUCCGUUGUCUCGACCUUGUCCGAGCUGAUGGUCGAGGGCACCUUUCCAUCCGGUACAUACCUCGUCACGGUCCACCACCCGAUCAGCACCGACGAUGGCGACCUCGAGAAAGCGCUCUACGGAUCGUUCCUCCCUGUCCCCUCGAACGACAUGUUUCCGCUGCCCGAAGCAAGCGUAUACGAGGGCACAAAGCAGCCUGGCGCUAUUGUGGCGGUCAAGGGCGAGGCAGGAACAAUCAAGCUGAACGAAGGGCGAAAGAGAAUCAAGCUCAAGGUCAAGAGCAUGGGCGACAGGCCAAUUCAGGUUGGAUCACACUACCACUUUAUCGAGACGAACCCUCAGCUUCAGUUCGAUCGCGUACGGGCGCACGGCUACCGUCUAGACAUUCCCGCAGGGACUUCCGUGCGCUUUGAACCCGGCGACACCAAGACGGUGACUCUAGUGAAAAUCGCCGGCAACCAGGUCAUCAAGGGCGGAAACAAUCUCGCUUCGGGCUUUAUCGAAGAUGCCUCCAUUGCGGAGGGGAUCGUGGACAAAAUCAAGGCUGGCGGUUUCUUGCACGAGCCUGAGCCAAUGGGCGACGCGGUGCAUAUCGAUAUCUGCACCAUGGAGCGGCAGGCAUAUAUCAGCAUGUUUGGGCCCACUACUGGCGAUUUGGUCAGACUGGGAGCUACCGACCUGUGGAUCAAGGUCGAAAAGGAUAUGACCAAGUAUGGCGACGAAUGCUCGUUUGGAGGCGGCAAAACUCUGAGAGAUGGAAUGGGCCAAGCGGGAGGCAGAUCAGAUAACGAGAGCUUGGAUACCGUCAUCACGAACGCGUUGAUUGUCGACUGGACUGGCAUUUACAAGGCUGAUAUCGGAAUCAAGAAUGGCCUUAUCGUUGGUGUGGGCAAGGCGGGCAAUCCAGAUGUCAUGGAGGGAGUUGACCCCAACAUGGUCGUUGGCUCUUGCACCGAUGUCAUUGCCGCUGAGCAUGACAUCGUCACCGCAGGGGGCUUUGAUACGCACAUCCACUUCAUCUGCCCUCAGCAGGCAUAUGAGGCCAUUGCGUCUGGUAUCACGACCAUGCUAGGAGGCGGAACAGGACCAAGCACUGGCACUAACGCGACUACGUGCACUCCUGGCAAGUCGCACAUUAAGCAGAUGCUACAGGCUGUUGAUGAGCUUCCUCUGAACUUCGGCAUCACGGGCAAAGGAAACGACGCCGAGACUCGCCCUCUGCAACAACAGGCCGAAGCCGGUGCCUGUGGACUGAAGCUGCACGAGGAUUGGGGAACCACGCCAGCAACAAUCGAUGCCUGCCUCACUGUUUGUGAUGAAUACGACAUACAGACGCUCAUUCACACCGAUACUUUGAACGAGUCUGGCUUUGUCGAGCAAACCAUUAAAGCGUUCAAGAACAGGGCUAUCCAUACUUACCAUACCGAGGGUGCUGGAGGGGGCCAUGCGCCUGAUAUCAUCAGUGUCGUCGAGCACGACAACGUCCUCCCUUCAUCAACGAAUCCGACUAGGCCAUACACGAAGAAUACGCUCGACGAGCAUCUCGACAUGUUGAUGGUCUGCCACCACCUCUCCCGCAAUAUCCCCGAAGAUGUAGCCUUCGCCGAAUCGCGUAUUCGUGCGGAGACGAUCGCAGCAGAAGAUGUGCUGCACGAUCUGGGAGCCAUCUCAAUGAUGUCAUCAGAUUCCCAAGCCAUGGGCCGUUGCGGCGAAGUCAUCCUUCGGACCUGGAACACGGCUCACAAGAACAAGGUCCAGAGGGGUACGUUGAAGGAGGAUGAAGGUACGGAUGCAGAUAACUUUAGAGUGAAGAGAUAUAUCAGCAAAUACACGAUCAACCCUGCCAUUGCCCAGGGCAUGGGCCACCUCAUUGGCAGCAUCGAGGUCGGCAAGGUUGCGGACUUGGUCCUGUGGAACCCAGCCAGCUUCGGCGUGAAGCCGACGUUGGUGAUCAAGAGCGGCUUCUGCUCGUGGGCGCAAAUGGGUGAUCCAAACGCCUCUAUCCCGACGGUUGAACCGAUCAUCAUGCGCCCGAUGUUUGCGCCGCUGGUGCCACAGAGCAGCAUCACAUUCGUGUCACAGGCGUCGAUUUCGUCUGGCGUCAUCAAGUCCUACGGGCUGAAGAAGCGCGUUGAGGCGGUGAAGAACUGCAGGAAGAUUGGCAAGAAGGACAUGAAGUACAACGACACGAGGCCGAAGAUGAAGGUCGAUCCAGAGAGGUAUACGGUGGAGGCGGACGGCAUGGUGUGCACUGCAGAGCCGGCCGAGAGCUUGCCUUUGACGCAGGGAUAUUUCGUGUAUUGAUGAAAAAGACGAGGAAAUGCAGCUCAUAGUGAACGCGAUGGCCGUAGAUUGAAGCGAAAAUGCAAUUUGUGAUGGCGUGG
Messenger RNA from Trematosphaeria pertusa, 2707 nucleotides. Its product is annotated as urease. The transcript has 7 exons. Gene Ontology annotation, molecular function: urease activity; nickel cation binding. Lineage: Eukaryota; Fungi; Ascomycota; Dothideomycetes; Pleosporales; Trematosphaeriaceae. Gene Ontology annotation, cellular component: urease complex. Bases 108 to 2627 code for a protein of 839 amino acids. Gene Ontology annotation, biological process: urea catabolic process. The record is from RefSeq and is a predicted model, not a curated record.